This is a messenger RNA of Brassicogethes aeneus, 2400 nucleotides long. NCBI's taxonomy places the organism in Eukaryota, Metazoa, Arthropoda, Insecta, Coleoptera, Nitidulidae. The record is from the annotation of a GenBank genome assembly.
UUUGUGUUCAGCAUUCAAACUCUUGUUAUUAGGGUUGCCCGGCCAUCUAUAUUUAAUAGAAUUCUUCUAUAUUUAACGAAAAUAUUCUAUCUUCUAUGCUCCUAAAAUAUAGAAGCAAAAUCUUUAUAUUUUAGUGUUUCAAAUUUAACAAAAAUAUAGUUGCAAUGUUCAGUUUAUAUUAGUGUAUUUAUUGAGUUGGUUUUAAAAUAUAAUGUUACAUCAAAAAAAAUUAUUUUAAUUUUCAAAUAUGUUUAGUAUGUUUUUAUUUUUAAUAAAUUAGCAAUUAUACCUAAUGCAAUAGAUGCUUUGUUUAAAUCUUCUAUAUAUAGUUUUUAUUUUAUAAAUUCUAUUUACAGCAUUUUGAUUUCUGGCAACCCUACUUGUUAUAACAAUUGUAACUAAGGAACUGAACCUUAAUUAAAGUUAAACUGCAACUCAAAUUGUACAACUGGGUCUAAAAGUGGCAUAUACAUUUUUGUUAAUGUUCAUAACAGUUUUGCAAUAGUAAACCAGAAUUAUGUCAUUCUCGUCUCGAAGAUCCGGCAACACUACAAAAACGUAAUGAAAUCUGGUUUAAAUUUAAGGGCUUUAUAUUUAACCUUAUUUUUGACAGUUGUCCGGUCGCCAAGUCCAAAGAUCCCUUGCCGAUCCCUUCCUGGUCCGACAAUUUGUAAAUCAAUAUCAAUAUGGGUUUAUUUUGGGUCGUUGUCCUAUUUUGCGAAGAAAACUCCGUUGAAACCAUUCCAAAAGUGUGGAUCACGGAAAACGAAGACUUUGCAUAUUGGCCCACUGCAAAGGGGCGAAGUUUAAAAGAAAAAAUUCAAUUUUGUGUACAGCCAGAACCAAGCUGGGAAAAAUUUGCCAUAAGAAAACUUGGAAAGGGAAAGAUUUAUGAAAAUUACUUUGAUGCCAAAACUGCUGCUAAACGAGCAGAGGAAACAUCGGAUAUAAACAAUUCCGAUGAUGAAAAAAGGAGGCGUAAACGCAACCCUUUGUUGGAUAGUGAAGCUUCCAGUGAAGGUGAUACUAGUGAUGAAGUUAGGCUUCCUGUUAGAGAAAAAAUUAAUAAAAAAGAAAAAAAGAAAGAAACAGGAAAAUAUUUGGAAUCCACAUCCACAUCAAAAAAUAAUAAUGGUUCCACUGAUGAUGAAGUUUUUUUUAGGCUUCCUGUGAGAGAAAAAUUGGAUAAAAGAGAAAAAAAGAAAGAGGGAGGCAAAUACUUAGAAUCCAGAUCCACACAGGAUAAAAAUAAUGAUGUGGGACAAUUAUUACUUGAUGAUGCUAUACAUAGUAUUGACAAAAAAGUUGAAAACCUUACUAGAAAGUUUGAAAACUUUAUUAAGAAAUUUGAAAACCUUAAUGUUAUGGUAAAAUUAAUAGUAGACCAAAAUGUUUCAAUAAACAAAAAAAAUGAUGAUUUGGCAAUUGAUUAUAACAAAUUUUUGAUUGAAUCAAAUGAACAAGUUAAAUUAAAUGAAUCAAAGUCAAUAGACAAAUUUAAUAUACCUGUUAACAAUGAAGAAGAGUUAAGGGAUUUGGAGGAAAAACUAAAAGAUGAAAAACAAUUUGAUGAAAUGGUCCAAUAUAUACAAAAAAUAGGUGGAUACAGUGCCUACCAGUCAAUAAAAAGAACCAUGACUAGAGUUUUGAACAACAAAAUUCAAACUGAAUUUAAUUGGUUAGGGGCAAAGGGGAAAAAAGCUUUUAAAGAUUUGUCAUUAGCAAAAGCUUUAAUUAAAGGAGUUCUUCUUAACCCAGCCUGCUUCAAUUGUACGGAAGAAGAUGUGGAGAAAUCUAUUAAGGGGUGGCUUAAGCAUGCCAAUGACAGAGAGAUACUUUUACAGAAAAACAAGACUAAAGACUGAAUAUUAAUUUGUUAUUAAAUUAAUGUUUUUUUUACCUUUUACACACUAUAAUUAUAUUAUACUUAUUAACACAUUUUCGUGUCUAACAUUUAGAAUUAAUGUUUUUUUAUUAUUUUGAAUUAGUAUUUAUUUUGCAUUUAAAAGUAUAAUAUAAUUGUGCUGGGUAAAUACAUUAAAAAGAAAUAUUAUAUUUUUUUACUACUACAGAGUUUAUUCACAUUUUAUAAUAAAUAUAUAUACAGGGUGUACAAAGUUAUCUGCUCACCAUUGCUAACUUUCUUAUUAUUUGAUCUACAAAGUCAGUUAUAUUAGCAAAUUGGUGGCAUUUCUUCUUCUAAUUAAAAUGGUCAAAACAAUUAAACGUCGGGUUUCCGAAGUAAUUACAAUUUUUUUUUUAAAUGGGACACCCUGUAUAUUUUUACAUAUUUUGAAAAACAAUUUAAUUUGGAACAACAAAUUAUUAUGGCAUUACUACCCUAAACUUAAAAAUAAACAAUUAAUAGGCACUUUCUGAUUGUUAAAAUUUGGAUAUUUC